Messenger RNA from Lipotes vexillifer (Yangtze River dolphin), 2175 nucleotides. It is a transcript of the gene TRMT1, whose product is annotated as tRNA methyltransferase 1. The transcript has 15 exons. Bases 245 to 2146 code for a protein of 633 amino acids. NCBI's taxonomy places the organism in Eukaryota, Metazoa, Chordata, Mammalia, Artiodactyla, Lipotidae. Gene Ontology annotation, cellular component: nucleus. Gene Ontology annotation, molecular function: tRNA (guanine) methyltransferase activity; RNA binding; metal ion binding. Gene Ontology annotation, biological process: tRNA N2-guanine methylation. The record is from RefSeq and is a predicted model, not a curated record.
AGGGGGGCCUGGGCGACGCGGGGAGGGAUCCGGACCAUGGGUGGGCCCGCUCGAGGGCUUCCGGCUUCUCAGGGACAGUCCUCCAAAGACGGGGGGGGGUGUCAAUUUACUGAGGUCACAGGGUUUCCUUAGUCCCUACUUGACACUUGUGUAGGCCAUCCGGCCAGGAAAGCAGCUCUCUGAUGCUUUGGCUAUUCUCUCCCCCGCCCUCCGAACUAGGCUUGGCGGGCAGAAGCGCCCGCGGAUGUCCCGUGCGAGGAUCGUUCUGUGGCUAAGCCUGACUCUCCGCUCCGCCCGCAGCUUCUCUAGAGCCCGGUUUAUGGAGGGGCAGCCCCAAGGGCCGCCAAAUCCAGCGGCGAUGGAGAAUGGCACCGAGCCCUGCGGGGAAGAGCGCCCACCUGAGGUUCAGGAGACGACGGUCACUGAGGGGGCCGCCAAGAUCGUCUUCCCCAGCGCAAACGAAGUUUUCUACAACCCAGUGCAGGAGUUCAACCGGGACCUGACAUGUGCUGUGAUUACCGAGUUUGCUCGCAUUCAGCUUGGGGCCAAAGGAAUCCAGAUCAAGGUGCCAGGUGAGAAGGAUUUGCAAAAGGUGGUCGUGGACUUGUCGGAGCAAGAGGAGGACAAGGCUGAACUGAAAGAGGGUGCAAACCUGGCCCCGGGAGACCAACCUCGAACAGCUGCCGUGCGGGAUAUCUGCGAGGAAGGCCUGCGAGUGCUGGAAGGCCUGGCAGCCUCCGGCCUACGUUCCAUUCGCUUUGCGCUAGAGGUGCCUGGGCUCCAAUCCGUGGUUGCCAAUGAUGCCUCUGCCCAAGCCGUGGAUCUCAUGCACCGUAAUGUGCAGCUCAACGAUGUGGCCCACCUUGUACAGCCCAGCCAGGCAGAUGCCCGGAUGCUGAUGUACCAGCAUCAGAAGGUGUCGGAGCGGUUUGAUGUCAUUGACCUGGACCCCUAUGGCAGCCCCGCCCCCUUCCUGGAUGCAGCUGUGCAGGCUGUGAGUGAAGGAGGGCUGCUGUGUGUGACCUGCACAGACAUGGCAGUGCUGGCGGGGAACAGUGGGGAGACAUGCUACAGCAAGUACGGGGCCAUGGCCCUCAAGAGCCGGGCCUGCCACGAGAUGGCCCUGAGGAUUGUCCUGCACAGCCUGGACCUCCACGCCAACUGCUACCAGCGCUUUGUGGUGCCCCUGCUCAGCAUCAGCGCUGACUUCUACGUGCGCGUUUUUGUUCGUGUCUUCACCGGCCAGGCCAAGGUCAAGGCCUCGGCCAGGGUCAAGUUCUCUGCAGCCUGCGGCCCCCCUGUGGCCCCAGAGUGUGAGCACUGUGGGCAGCGACACCAGCUUGGUGGCCCCAUGUGGGCAGAGCCCCUCCACGACCUAGACUUCGUGGGCCGUGUCCUAGAGGCUGUGAGCGCCAACCCUGGCCGCUUCCACACCGCUGAGCGGAUCCGUGGGGUCCUGAGCGUCGUCGCUGAGGAGCUCCUGGAUGUACCUCUCUACUACACGCUGGACCAGCUGAGCAGCACCAUCCACUGCAGCACGCCCGGGCUCCUGCAGCUGAGGUCUGCCCUCCUCCAUGCUGGCUUCCGGGUCUCCCUCUCCCACGCCUGUAAGAAUGCCGUGAAGACGGACGCCCCCUCCUCGGCCCUCUGGGACAUCAUGCGCUGCUGGGAGAAGGAGUGUCCAGUGAAACGGGAGCGCCUGUCGGAGACCAGUCCGGCAUUCCGCAUUCUCAGCGUGGAGCCCAGGCUGCAGGCCAACUUCACCAUCCGGGACGAUGCCAACCCCAGCUCCCGCCAGCGAGGACUCAAGCGCUUCCAGGCCAACCCCGAGGCCAACUGGGGUCCCCGGCCCCGCGCCCGGCCACGAGGCAAGGCAGCAGGCGAAGCUAUGGAAGAGAGACGCAAGCUGCUCCAAAAUAAGCGAAAGGAGCCGGAUGAGGACCUGGCCCAGCGGGCUGCCCAGCUCAAGACAUUUCCCUGCAAGAGGUUCAAGGAGGGCACCUGCCAGCGGGGGGAGCAGUGCUGCUACUCUCAUAGCCCCCUGACACCCAAGGCCACUGCUGAAGCCACCCCCACUGACUGUCCAGAGGCCCCCGAUCAGAACCCCCUUGGGCCUGGGGCUGCUGCUGGUCCAGGCGAAGACUGAGCCAAUAAAGACUUUUCACCUUCCCCUGA